CGAUGACCUACAGUCCAAUGGCAUGGAUAUACAACAACCUCCUUUCAAGGAUACAUGGGACCUUUUUCAGCAUUUAGAGACCGUAUUAUACCCGUGGUUGCAUCCCAAGUACAAGAGUCUUUUCGACGUGCGUAGCAACAGCAACGGCGCUGGUAUGGUUUUCUGCGUUGGCAAUGAUCAGUUCUUUCACGCGGCCACUACAAUUCGCUCCAUUAGAGAAUCUCAUAAAUCCAACAUUCCUAUUGAAGUCUUUUAUAUCAACAACAAUGAUCUUUCUGAAGUCAAACGCCAAUAUUUCGAGACUGAGUUUGUCAAUGUGAAAACGGUUGAUUUAUCAAAAUAUAUCGACGACACGUGGACAAAGUUGGAAGGCUGGGCCAUGAAACCUUUCGCCGCUUUGGCUUCUAGCUUUAGCCAAGUCAUCCUCUCUGACGCUGAUUCCUUCUUUUUCAAAAACCCUGAAUUAUUAUUGAAAGAUCCAGGAUUCAAGCAGACCGGCUCUCUUUUCUUCUAUGAUAGAACCUAUAUUGCUGGCUGGGAUGGUGGCAGGAAGUGGAUGCUGUCUUUCUUACCAACUAUGAGCCCUCUAGUUCAUAAAACUAGAUUUUUCACUCUGACAUCAAAGCACGAGCAAGAAUCUGGAGUCGUCGUUAUCGACAAGCAAAGAUCACUUCUUGGCUUAAUGUCAACAUGUAGAAUGAACGAUAAACGUGAAAGAUCCGAAGUGACGUACAGUCGAGUACAUGGCGACAAGGAGACCUUUUGGAUUGGAUAUGAGGUGAUGCAAACGGGUUACGCUUUUGUGAAGUCUCAUGCGGCCGUUGUUGGUGGACUCGGUGACGGCGGAGCUGCCACUCAAGUAUGCGGAAAUAUGGUUCAUCUCGACAUCGAUGGUCGUCCAUGGUGGUGGAACGGUGGCCUUCUCCGUAACAAAAGGCUUUGGCAAGAUCGCUACUUGAAGUUUACUCAUUUUGCAUCUGGAGAAGACUGGGACUUUGAUAAUUCAUGUAUCAAACAGGAGAAUGGCAUAAAGGAGCUCUCAAAAGAAGAAAAAGACCUGACAGAUUCAUUCCUUGCCAUCGACGCUCGGCGAAAAAAGGACCAGCAAGCUAUGCACGAAGGCACCUGGAAACCUCGUUCCAAUCCCGCACAGUAGUAAUGUCGAUAACAGCGGAGCUCAUGUCAUCGCAGGAUCCUAAGGUCAAAAUUCUUCAUCGGCUCAAAGACCAACUUUUUGGUCACCAGCAAGUCGCGAUCAUCCUACUUCGGAACAUGCGCCAUCGUUGCAAUUCUAACUUCAGCUUAAGAAGGAUCAAAUGAUGUUGCCAUUCUAUGUCAACCAUAUUUUUUAGCUGGUGAAAAUAACUACUUGAUUAUAUUUUUGGGAAACCCCUAGAAUAAAUAUUGGG
Molecule: messenger RNA, 1409 nt
Organism: Umbelopsis ramanniana AG
Lineage: Eukaryota; Fungi; Mucoromycota; Umbelopsidomycetes; Umbelopsidales; Umbelopsidaceae
Exons: 2
Coding region: 23-1156 (377 amino acids)
Biological process (GO): protein O-linked glycosylation
Cellular component (GO): Golgi apparatus
Molecular function (GO): alpha-1,3-mannosyltransferase activity
Source: RefSeq, a predicted model, not a curated record